AUGAGUGGAAAGAAGACCAAAUCUGGUAAAGCCAAUCAGAAUAAGAAACAAGAGGUUGUUCAAGAUGAACGUUUACAAGCGAUUGUUUUGACUGACUCGUUUGAGACUAGGUUUAUGCCUUUGACUUCGGUGAAACCAAGAUGUUUGUUGCCGUUGGCCAACAUUCCCUUGAUUGAAUAUACUUUGGAGUUCUUAGCUAAGGCCGGAGUCAACGAAGUUUAUCUGAUUUGUGCAUCGCAUGGUGAACAGAUCCAGGAAUAUAUCGAUCAGUCCAAAUGGAGUUUACCAUGGGCUCCGUUUAAGGUGAAUACCAUCAUGUCGCUAGAGUCCAGAUCUGUUGGAGAUGCAAUGAGAGAUGUCGAUAACCGUGGGCUAAUUACCGGUGAUUUCGUACUUGUUAGUGGUGAUUUGGUGACUAAUAUGGACUUUGAAAAGGCUUUAGAUAUUCAUAAACAAAGGAGAAAGGCUGAUAAGGAUCAUAUUGUCACUAUGUGCCUAAGUAAAGCGACUCAGUUUCAUAAGACAAGGUCUCAUGAACCAGCAACGUUCAUUUUUGAUAAGUCUAAUGAUAGAUGUAUUUACUACCAGGAUAUCCCAUUGGCUAGCUCUAGAGAAAAAACUACCAUUGAUAUUGAUCCUGAACUUCUGGAAGGUGUUGACGAGUUUGUGUUACGCAACGAUUUGAUUGAUUGCCAUGUAGAUAUCUGUUCUCCUCAUGUCCCUGCUAUUUUCCAAGAGAAUUUCGAUUACCAAUUCUUGAGAAGAGAUUUUGUUAGAGGUGUGCUUUCUAGUGAUUUGUUGAAGAAACAUAUCUACGGGUACAUUACCGACGAAUACACCACUAGAGCAGAAAGUUGGCAAACGUAUGAUGCUAUCUCGCAAGAUUUUAUUGCUAGAUGGUGUUACCCAUUGGUUCUUAAUGCCAACCUUUUAAAGGGCCAAACUUAUUCAUACGAAAGCCAACACAUUUAUAAGGAAAAAGACGUGGUAUUAGCGCAGUCCUGUAAGAUAAAGAAAAACACGGCCAUCGGCUCAGGAUCCAAGAUUGGAGAAGGUACAGUCAUUGAAAAUAGUGUUGUUGGUAGAAAUUGUAAAAUUGGCUCAAACAUCAGAAUCAAAAACAGUUACAUUUGGGACAAUGUUGUCAUUGAUGAUAACACUACAAUUGAGCACUCUUUAGUUGCUUCAGAUGUUAAAUUAGGAUCAAACGUCACCUUGAAUGAUGGUUCCAUUAUCGGAUUCAAUGUAGUGAUUGACGAUAAUGUUACAAUCCCAGUUGGAACCAAGAUUUCAGCGGUUCCAGUACAGAGGAACACAGCUCAAUUCUUAGAUACAGCACAUAAUCUUUCUUCCAGCGAUGAGGACGAAGAAGGAAGCACAUUCACCAGAAAUUCAUCUUCUUUAUCAAUCAGUAAUUCCGAUGAAGUUGCCGAUGCGAAGAUUAAACUAUCUAAGCAGUUGGUUGGGCCAAACGGGAGAGGCGUACUAUACGAAAGUGAUGAUGAGGAUGAAGAUGAAGAUGGAUCGACCGAAAAGGGUAUUGCGAACACAUUAACGUACAGAGACGAUGACAUUUAUUUAUCGGAUACUUCCAUAUCAUCCAUCACUCAAAAACAUAGAAAGAGGAGAACCAUGUCGAUGACUAGUAUCUAUACUGAUUACGAAGGAGAAGAAGACGAAGAAGAAGAUUUCGAAAAAGAAGCCAUCGCAACAGUUGAAAGAGCUAUAGAGAACAACCACGAUUUAGACACAUCAAUGCUUGAACUAAACACUUUGAGAAUGAGUAUGAACGUCACUUAUCAUGAAGUCAGGAAUGCUUCUGUUAUCGCUAUAUUCAGAAGAGUUUACCACUUUGUAGCCACACAAACACUAGGUCCAAAGGACGCUGUCACUAAAGUCUUACAACAAUGGGGUCCUGUGUUUAAGAGACAAGCAUUUGAUAGUGAUGAGUUCAUUGAUCUAAUGAAUAUCAUUCUGGAUCGUGUGCUAGAUCAGAAAUUCGAUAAACCAGAUUUCAUUCUAUUCCAUGUAUAUAAUGUCUUGUAUGAUUUGGAUAUCUUAGAGGAAGAUGUCAUUUACAAAUGGUGGGACUCUGUAAGCGGUGAUUCAAAAUACAGCGAAGUUACUGCUCUACUGGCCAAAUGGGUGGACUGGCUAAAGACUGCAGAUGAAGAAUCAUCUGAUGAAGAAGACAGUGACGAAGACGAAUAA
Messenger RNA from Kluyveromyces lactis, 2211 nucleotides. It is a transcript of the gene GCD6, whose product is annotated as translation initiation factor eIF2B catalytic subunit epsilon. Lineage: Eukaryota; Fungi; Ascomycota; Saccharomycetes; Saccharomycetales; Saccharomycetaceae. Gene Ontology annotation, cellular component: eukaryotic translation initiation factor 2B complex. Gene Ontology annotation, biological process: biosynthetic process. The coding region runs from base 1 to 2211 and encodes 736 amino acids. The record is from RefSeq and is a predicted model, not a curated record. Gene Ontology annotation, molecular function: guanyl-nucleotide exchange factor activity; translation initiation factor binding; translation initiation factor activity. The transcript has a single exon.